Molecule: messenger RNA, 4200 nt
Organism: Bufo bufo (common toad)
Lineage: Eukaryota; Metazoa; Chordata; Amphibia; Anura; Bufonidae
Product: WD repeat and coiled-coil-containing protein-like
Exons: 4
Coding region: 1417-3573 (718 amino acids)
Molecular function (GO): kinase binding
Source: RefSeq, a predicted model, not a curated record
GGUGGGCCGAGCCUCGGCUAUUUUCGGCAGCCACCUACUUUGCCGGCCUCGUGUUAGGCUUUAUUUUAGAGAUAGGUGCGGAUCCCACCUCUAGGCCCCAAACCUAUCCGACAAUAGGGGCAUAUCCUAGAGAUAUGUCCCCAUUGUAUGUGAUGGGAAUACCCCUUUAAUUCCUCCGCCCUUCUACGAAUCAACUGUACCAAGGAAUGGACGGAAUAUUGUUCUGUUUAGGAGCUUAUCCCAAAUUAGCCCCCAGAUGUCCCACUCACAUGGAGGUACAGCAAACAUAAAUCAAAAAGUUUUAGAUGAUAGUUUUUAUUUAAUAUUUUUCUCUUCCACCGUCGUGUGAGUAAUCAGCUUUGUAUGUAUGGAUGUCUCCUCACCUGAGUCCCCCGGGUAGACGUGUCGUUUUAAAUGCAUUUGGUGACAGUAAUGACCUCAGCUCUUCACUAAUAGUAGGAGUAGCAGCACCGUGACACGCUUCUCUUUUCUGACUCCUCUAAGCUGCCACUAAGUCAUAUGCCCCGUUCAGAGUGUGCGUUACUUAGUGCGGCCAUUGCAAAAAUGAUCUGUCUUUGUGCAUUCCUAGGGGAGCAAGUGAUCCACGUCAUCAUGAAACUUUGAAAGGUGAGGCUUAGAAAGUGCUGACGUGUCAUCUGGACAUAGCGACCACACGUUAUACUAGUAAUGAGCUGGAAUGUAUGUUUGGAGGACAGACAGCAGCCCUGUAUCCUUCCCCCACAGAGACGUAAAGAAGUUGUGAAGGUCUGUACCUGUAUAGUGUGUGGACACCUGACAUCUCGCCUCGAUGAGACAUCCCAUUCUGAAGCAGUGGAGUCUGUCUCCUUUUGCAGCCUCAACUCUAUUGAGAAGAGUUUUCACACGAUUUUGGAAGCUGUCUGUGGGAAUGUGUGAGGUCAGGGGCUGAUGCUGGGGGAGAAGAUCUGAACCAUCCAAUUCUGAAAGUCAUUAGAUGAGUUGAGGUUGGGGCUCUUAUCAGCCACACAGAUUCCUUCAAUCCAACUCAUCUCUGCAUGUCCAGGAGGACUCAGGGGGGCAGUCCUCCUGGAACAGGAAAGAACCUUCUGGAAAGAUGUUGUCACCGAGCUGGAGACAUACAGCUGUCAAAAAUUUCUGCCAAUCUGAUGGAUAAAUCUGGGUUUGGCGCUAUUGUAAUACAUAGUACUACUGUAAAAUUUGGUGGAUGAGGAGGAUUUGGUAAGGGGCUGUUUUUCGGGGUAAGGCCUCUUAUUUCCAGUGAAUGGUAUUUUAUAUUGAUAAUAUAUCCUCCGAUAUCUGCCACUGUAGUAGAGCGAUAGUGGCAGAUAGGUUAUCCACCAGGGUGGAGCAUUAGUUUUGUAGUGUGUUAUUAAAUUUAUUUUUUUUCGAUCCACAGAUGUCCUGCCCCAAAAAAACAUGGAAUUAGGAAAGGGUAAACUUCUCAGAAGUGGCCUCAACGCCUUGUACCAAGCCAUACAUCCGAUACACGGCUUAGCCUGGACAGAUGGCAAACAGGUUAUUCUAACAGCCUUGGACCUUCAUAAUGAAGACCCCAAGUUUGGCAACUCCGUAGUGAUUGGGCAAUUUGAACACGUUCACGGCCUCUUCUGGGGUACAGCUAAUGCCAAUGACCUACCCGCUCUCCUGGCCGUUCAACACAAGAAACAUGUCACUGUCUGGCAGCUGUAUUACAACAGUUCAGAGAAAAACAAGUUGGUGGUUUCUCAGACUUGCGAAGUCGGGGACCCCCUGCCCGUUCUACCGCAGGGCUGCGUGUGGCAUCCAAACAAAGACAUCUUGGUUAUUUUAACCAAACGCGAUGUGUCUGUCUUGUAUUCCGUGCGCUCGGACAAUUCUAGUGUUAAGGCGGACAUUAAAAGCACAGGGGUUGUCCAUUGCGCUUGCUGGACCGAGGAUGGAAGUCGAUUGGUUGUUGCCAUCAGUAGCGCACUUUACUCCUAUAUUUGGGACGAGAAGCACAAAAUGUUAAACCCCUGUACUUUUUGCCCUAUAUUUGAUGUCGGUGGAUACAUUUGUGCAAUUGAAUCAACAGUUGACUCUCAGGUGGCUGUUGCAACCGAGCUUCCCCUAGACAGAUUAUGUGCAUUGAAUGCCGGAAUUGCAUUCGACGUUCCAGCAACCUCCCAAAUAACUCCCUCCGCCCAACCAGCCUUGCUGCUCAUGGAUGAAGAAUUCUCUCUAGAUGUGGGGCGAAAAUCAACUGAUUCUGGCACUACCAUCUCCACAGAUUCCCCAGUUACUUCCCCUGGGACUGUUGACCUAACACAUAUUAUGAUUAACCACUCGAAAUCUGACCCGAGCCCACUUCUUAACUUGAAACUCAAGGACUACAUAACAGGAAGUGGUCAAGACUCCUCACAUCUGAUCCUUGUGACCUUCGAGAAGAAAGUGACGUCCACUCGGAAAGUUAGCAUCCCAGGUAUUCUAGUCCCGGACAUCUUGGCAUUUGAUCCUGGUGCACAUAUCGUUGCCGUCGCUUCGAACACGUGUAGCCACGUUCUAGUUUAUUCGUUGACUUCUACAAACAUGCCCAAUAUUCAGCAAAUCCAACUGGAGAAGAAUGAGCGGCCUAAAGGCUUGUACUUCCUGACAGAUAAGAUGUUGCUAGUGUUGGUUGGGAGGCAGAAGACGUGUGACCCAGCGUUUCUCCCUUCUUCUAGCUCUGAUAAAUACAUCAUCCGUUUGAUGGUGAAGGAGGUUAUGUUUGAUGAAGACUCUGAGAUUCCGAGUGCGCACUCGAGCUUCGACUCUUCAGCUAUAUUACAUGGGAGGAAGAAGUAUGUGGACUCGUACAAAUAUGAGCAGUCUCCUGCUUGUCGUGAACUUUUGAUCCCAGGAAGUUCCUCGGGACGUCCAUCUUCAAGUAAAAAGCGACUCGUAGAAGAGAUUCGAAGCUAUAACUGCGAUCAAAGCUCAACGUCCAGCGCUAGUGACUUUGAGGAGAAAAAGACUACAAUGACUUUGCACCACUUAGACGUCGAACCGAAAAAUAGGUCUGUAAUACUAGGUUUAGAGACACAUCGUAAACCUUCCAGCAGACCAACAUCUCCAAAACUGCAAUCCCAGGCGUGCAACAACCUGACAAGGAACACCACUGCUGUCCCGGACCAUGAUUUCCUUCAUGUGUCCCGGAAUCUGGAGCGACUUUGCUGCAACAUGUCCAAUUUACAGCAACGCCUAUCCGAUCUAACAGAAAUGGCGCAAAACGGAAGGAAGUCUUAUCUGUCCUAUGCAUCCUCUAGAGAUCCUCCAUAUGUUACCAUCAUAUGCCAGAGGAAUCACUCGGACAGUUCGUCGGUGAAAAAGUCGGUUUUGCUGUGUGAAAACAAGCUGCGUCUCGGGACCAUCCAGGAGCUCUUCUGUCUGUCGCUGGUGGAGAUGCAGCUGGGACCCUCUUGUUGGAUUACUCUGACAGCCGAUAACGAAGGCUUCAUCCCAUUGACAUUUUCGGCCAAUCAGGAACUCUUCAUCAGAGACGCCAGAGGCCCUCCAGCAUCACCCUUGAGCUCCGACGGAAUCAGUCCAGCACAGCCCCCCAGCAGCAUCACAUAAUGUGCGCUGUCCGCUCGGGGGGCUGUUCUGUUUUCCAUCUUACCGUAUGCACUGGGCUUGGGGGCUCCACCGCUUCACAGUACCCUGUUAAUAUCCAUUUAUAGGCAGCUUCAGAUUGUUGUAAGGAUUCCUUACUUACCUCCGGUGCUGACGGGAUAGGAUCCCAGUAUUUUGUGCAAUAUACGUCCUACAUUUCUAGGACUCCCAACGCCCUGGACCUCAAGAGUAAUACAUUUGAGGGUGUCCAGUACCAGACCCUUGAUGCUGCUGGAAUAUCCAUAGAUUUUUAUCAGACGGUGAUGACAUAGAGAGAGAGAGACUUUCUUGUUAUCAUAGUGACGUGAUUGUGCCAGCGCGUUUCAGUAUUUGCAGUAUUUAUCGCUAGAUAUUAAAGUACUGGUGGACAUGCAUGAGGAAUGUAUUUUUUGGUAAUGCAUGUUCCUGCCCUGAUCGUAUCUAUAGUAUGUGCGCGGCAUAUUCGAUACCUGCGGGACAAUCUUUGUUACCAUUGAAUGUAUAGUAAAGGCCACCAUUAUGUGGGCGGAGCCAGUGUUAUAUCGGUGUGUAAGUGCUGACAGAUGUGCAUUUCAUUUGCAGUGAUGUCCAUGUAGUAGAGAGAUUCACCGC